Molecule: messenger RNA, 2017 nt
Organism: Staurois parvus
Lineage: Eukaryota; Metazoa; Chordata; Amphibia; Anura; Ranidae
Source: the annotation of a GenBank genome assembly
GAUUCUGGUGCGAUAUUUACAUUUGGAAAAAGUAAAUUUGCAGAGAACUGUCCCAGCAAGUUUUGGUUAAAAAACAACAAGCCUGCAAACAUAUCAUGUGGGGAUGAGCACUCCGUUUUGGUUACAGAAAAUGGCAAGCUGUAUGUGUUUGGCAGCAACAUCUAUGGACAGCUGGGUAUCGGCUCUGAAAAUGUCAUCAGCACACCAAGAUGUGUCAAAGCCUUGAAAUCAGAAAAAGUUAAAUUUACUGCUUGUGGGAGAAAUCACACCUUGCUCUGUACAGUACAAGGAAAGGUUUACUCUUCUGGAUGGAACAGUGAAGGACAGCUGGGACUUGGUGACACUACUGAAAGGGCAAGCUUUCAUGAAAUCUCCAUCUUCUACUCUCAGUAUAAAAUCAAACAGCUGUCGGCUGGAUCCAAUACAUCAGCUGCCUUAACUGUGGAUGGGAAGCUUUUCAUGUGGGGUGAAAAUUCAGAAGGUCAACUUGGCCUCGCUAAUGAAAAAACAGUCUGCAGUCCUCACCAAGUGGAUAUUGGAAAGCCGAUUAUUUGGGUCUCCUGCGGCUAUUACCACUCGGCAUUCGUUACACAGGAUGGAGAGUUAUACACUUUUGGGGAACCUGAAAAUGGAAAGCUUGGUCUUCCUGUGGAGAAACUGGACAAACACAGACAACCUCAACAUGUCCCGGGGAUAUUUGGGAAGGUGAAGAUGGUUUCCUGUGGUGGAGGGCACACCAUUGCAGUCACAGACACAGAAGUCUAUACAUUUGGUCUUGGACAGUUUGGACAACUAGGACAUGGCACUUUUAUUUUUGAAACGCCUACACCCAAAGUAGUGGAGGCUCUGAAGCCACACAGAGUUCGAUAUGUUGCUUGUGGGGAAAACCACACUGCAGUAAUUACAGAUAAGGGCCUUCUUUAUACCUUUGGUGAUGGAAGAUAUGGCAAGCUUGGAUUAGGAGAAGAGAAUUUCACUAACCAGUUUUCACCUACAUUGUGUAUGAACUUUCUAAAGUUCACCGUCCAGUCGGUGGCAUGUGGUGGUUGUCAUAUGCUUGUCUUUGCUAUACCCAGACCUAAAGAAUCUGAAACUGUCUUUGUUGAUGAGCUAAAGGAAAAUUAUUUAAUGGUAAAUGGAGAUGGUAACAAAUCUACAACAUUGCAGAGAUCUCCCUCUGCUCGUGUUAGACGAAGAGAAAAGAAACAAACAGGCGAUCCGAUCCGUGAUUUGACUCGUACAUUACCACCUUUAAAUGGCAAUUUACUGGAAUCUUUCUUGCCUGUUACUAGCAAAACUGUUCCACCAGGUCUUCUCAAAGUAAGAAAAGCUAGUACUGAAUCCAGUGCCAACGACUCAUCAGCAGUUUCAAAGUCUGAGGGAAAAAGUCAGAAGGACUUGGUAAAAAGUUUUUCUGCAGAUGACUCUGAUAAUGUGAGCCGGCAGAGUUUUGGGGGUACAACAGAUAUUUUAAACAUGACCCAUGCCAUAAGCACAACGCCUGAUGGCAGUACUUUCUCUCCAGUUCAGAAAAGAAAGGAGGAGGAAGAGGAGGCUGAAGGAGAGGAAAAUGAGGAAGAGGAAGCUGAAGAAGAGGAAAAUGAGGAGGAGGAAGCUGAAGAAGAAGAAGAAAAUGAGGAGGAGGAGGAAAUAGCAGAAGGAGAAAAUGAAGAGGAAACAGAAGAUGAGGAGGAGGAAGAAGAAGAUGAAGAUGAGGAGGAGGAGGAAGAAGGAGAGGAUGAGGAGGAUGAUGAUGAGGAGCAAGAUGAUGAAGAAGAGGAGGAAGAAGAAAAAGAUAAAGAAAAUUUAAAGAAAAACAAAGACAAAAAAACAGAAAAGGGAAAAGGGGAGAUAGAGAAGAAGGCCAAUGAGAAGAAAAAAAUCAAUCCAGUAAAACUACAAAACAAACUGGUAAGCAAAAAAAGAAUGUUAAAAAUAUUAGGAAACAUGACCUUGAGGAAUAUGAAUCUACAAAAUCAGAAAAGUCUGCAAAAUUGAAGAAUCUGGACCCCUCAAC